AUGAAGUCUGGUUUACUAUUUGCUGUUAUUUUACCAGUUGCUUUUGCUGUGAAAAAAGACCAACAAAGUUGUAAUUCCAGCUGUAUCAAGGUCUUGCAGAAACAGCAAGAAUCUUGUCCAUCGGGUUCAGAUACCAAUUGUUUAUGUGAUUUAUCAGAUUCAGAUUAUUGGGAACCAUUGGCUGAUUGCGAUUGUAUUAAUCCAGACAAGAAAUUCUCAGCAUCAGAGCUUAAGAUUCAGAUAUGUGGGGGCACAUCAUCAUCAUCAUCAGCAACAACAACAACAACAUCUUCAUCUACAGAAGCUGAAACUACUGAACAACCAAGCAGCACCAGCAGUAGUAGCAGUGUUCAGUCAUCUGAAACUACUAUUCUCGAAACCCCAUCUAUACAAGAGCUCGACGCAGAAUCAACUAGCAGUCUUAUUGCUCCAUUAACUGAAUCAGCUGUGGCUGCUGUAGCAAAUACCGAUACAAAUACUUUAAUCGAACCGCAAAACACAGAGACUACACCACAGGAAGCUCCAUUAAUUCAGCCUCAACUAAAUAACGGAUCUGAUUGGAGCCAAGUAUCAGUUCAAGCAUUUGAGAACAAUGCCGGAAGAACAGUUGUUAUUGGAUCAGGUUCAUUACUUGCAUUGUUAUUGAAUUUUAUUUAA
Messenger RNA from Candida dubliniensis CD36, 657 nucleotides. It is a transcript of the gene PGA61, whose product is annotated as Pga61p. The coding region runs from base 1 to 657 and encodes 218 amino acids. The transcript has a single exon. The record is from RefSeq and is a predicted model, not a curated record. NCBI's taxonomy places the organism in Eukaryota, Fungi, Ascomycota, Pichiomycetes, Serinales, Debaryomycetaceae.